Laccaria bicolor S238N-H82 is the source of this 525-nucleotide messenger RNA. RefSeq lists its product as uncharacterized. Lineage: Eukaryota; Fungi; Basidiomycota; Agaricomycetes; Agaricales; Hydnangiaceae. The record is from RefSeq and is a predicted model, not a curated record. The coding region runs from base 1 to 525 and encodes 174 amino acids. The transcript is spliced from 4 exons.
AUGAUGAGGAGGGGAAGGCCUUGCUGUCCAGGCCAGAAAUUCGUGCUGGUUGUGGGAAAAAAUAACAGGGAUCCACACCAAGAAAGUAAAGAAACAAGAUAUACCCAUCGAGUGAUGAAUGGAAACAUUGAGGAGGUCGGGGAAGGCAUUACCACUUCUGUAAAGGGAGAUCGAGCCUUUGCUCAAGGUCAAUACAAGCUCGAUUGGGCAGCUUUCCAGCAGUACACGAAGACGCAUUCAGCUACCAAAUGCGAGAUCCCUUUGAAUUUUUCAUACGACAAAUCGCAACUCUACCUAUUGCACUCUCGGCGGUGUACACAGGCCUCUAUGGAUGUCUUCUUCGAUGAAAUCACUCUCUUCGCGAAGGAUUUUAGCUGCGAUUUCCAGAAAAAAGGAACAACUAGAACUAGCUUGAUGGCCACCCUUCUCGGAUUGCGUAUUCUUUUGUCCUGGGCGACUUUUGUGGAACACUGGGAAGGACGUAGCCUGCCUGAAAUAUACCCUACUGUACCUCUGCGCGUGUAA